GCAGAUUCGACCUUUCCAAUAUGGCAGCGGAGCCGUGCCAAGCGCUCACUUCCGCCCGUGUGGGGAACCCCGGAGCGGAUAUAGCGGCCCCGGUUUCCGGUCUAGCUCCUUUUCGGCCGCGGCUGUCUCCACGCGAACAUGCCUCUGGCGAAAGACCUGCUGCAUCCCUCCCCCGAGGAGGAGAAGCGGAAACACAAGAAGAAGCGUCUGGUCCAGAGUCCGAACUCCUAUUUCAUGGAUGUGAAGUGUCCAGGUUGCUAUAAAAUCACCACUGUAUUCAGCCAUGCUCAGACUGUAGUUCUGUGUGUUGGCUGCUCAACGGUGCUGUGCCAGCCCACUGGAGGAAAGGCAAGGCUUACAGAAGGAUGCUCCUUCAGACGAAAGCAGCACUAAACGAAAGUGUCUGAGAUGGGUGGGACUACCUGCGCAGUUGGCAGCACAAAUACAGAUGGUUCAAGAGCAUGGGAUUCAGCCACGGAGCAACAUUAAGUGUCAAGAUGUGAACAGAAGGCUUUAAAGACGUCUCUAGAAUGUGAGGGGAGAACAUGACUUUCAUACUGUCCCUGUAGCCUCACCCAUCUGACUGUCAAUAAAUUUUGGAUAAAAUACA
Chrysemys picta bellii (western painted turtle) is the source of this 610-nucleotide messenger RNA. RefSeq names its product ribosomal protein S27 (gene RPS27). Gene Ontology annotation, biological process: translation; ribosomal small subunit assembly. Gene Ontology annotation, cellular component: ribosome; cytosolic small ribosomal subunit. The record is from RefSeq and is a predicted model, not a curated record. Gene Ontology annotation, molecular function: RNA binding; structural constituent of ribosome. NCBI's taxonomy places the organism in Eukaryota, Metazoa, Chordata, Testudines, Emydidae.